Molecule: messenger RNA, 199 nt
Organism: Striga hermonthica
Lineage: Eukaryota; Viridiplantae; Streptophyta; Magnoliopsida; Lamiales; Orobanchaceae
Source: the annotation of a GenBank genome assembly
AUGGCCUCUCUUGGGCUGUGGCACGGCGGAAGAAGCGGCGGCAGCGGCUGGAGCUCUCCCUUUUUCUCACCCUUUUCUUCCGAUAUUGACCACUGCGAAGCUGGCAGCGGCGGCCCUGGAGACGUGUCGGCCGUGGCUCAUGCUAACGUGGACUGGCUCGAAACCAACAAGGCCCACAUCUUCCGCGUUGAACUUCCCG